AUGGUGCGAUUUUUGCGCGACGCCACCGAGCUGGCGCAGCAGCCCGCGCAGCCGCCGGAAGCGGGGGUCGCGCAGGGGGAGUGCAGCAGCGCGCAAGAGCGAGCGCAGGGCGCGCAAGAAAAGGCGCAAGGCGCGGAACAAGAGCGUGGAAGAACGGGAGACCAGGGCGCAGGAGGGUGGGGCACUGGCUUUGCUAGCAAUAUACCCGGAGCAAGUGGUCAUGCGGAAGGGGAAGUGGGGGGGAGGAGUCGGGAAGCAGCGGCUGGCGGAAGCGAAGGCCGUGGGGCGAUUAGCGGAGGGGGUCAGCGCGGAGCGGAGGCUUGGGCGGCGCAAGCAGGUAAUGAGGGGAAUGCCGGCCAGAGGGGGGAUGUUGCGGGUAGAGGGGGAAACCCGGCAGGGGGAACUCCACCGUUCUCCCUCACCUUCCUCACGUCUCUCUUCCGCCGGGACCCCCUCCGCACGCGCUCCUCCCGCCGCUCCCGCCACGCAGCCAGCCACGGGGAGGGGGGACCCCCUUCCGAAGCCGAGCAAAUCCCUGUGCCGCCCCUGGAUAAAAUCCUCAACGUUCCCCGAAGCGUCGCAUCUGACACAGCCGCUCGUGCCGCAGGAGUCGGCUCAUCCUCUCCCCCGCAAACCCCUUCUUUCCCCGGAGGUAACCCUCCGUUAGGGGCGACGUUUCCCCCCAACCGCGCUUACCACUCCUCCGCCCUCCCCUCACCUGCGCAGCCGUCCCCCUCUAGCGCUGACCCCCACUCGCUCUGGUUCUCCUCCCCUUAUGAGAGCGUGGGGGCGCGGAUUGCAGAAAAUGAGGCAGCAGACACGUUGGGGAGAGGGUUGGUGGGUGGAAGCGGACGAUUGUGGGGAGGGGGGAUUCCUGGGGGAGGCGAGGGGAGGGAGAGUGCAAAGGCGGAGACUGUGGGGUGUGUGCGCCCCAUGAUGCCCCAUGUCGCAGCCUCUGUCCCAACCCUCAUCGUACCACCAUCACACCUCCCAUCGCUGACCAGUGACCACCAACCCAAGAAUCCCCCCCUCAAAGCUGUCCGCUCCAACUCUUCACCUUUGUCUGCUUAUGGUUGA
Molecule: messenger RNA, 1077 nt
Organism: Closterium sp. NIES-65
Lineage: Eukaryota; Viridiplantae; Streptophyta; Zygnematophyceae; Desmidiales; Closteriaceae
Source: the annotation of a GenBank genome assembly